CUCGAUACCGAUUUAACACUGCAUAGCACUUUGGAACCAAAACGGAUAUAUUUCAACCUUCAAAAUGGGGACAAUUGACUGAAAUCAGUUGUUAGCUGGGUGUCUAGCAAUUCUUAAAACACGGCGUCUCCGAUCCGUUGCUCGCUUUGAUUAUUUUUCCUGUGGAUCUUCAGAGCUUCCUGCUGAGAAAGGGGGAGCACAGGAGCGCUUGGUGAUACAGCAAAGGGUGUACGUCCCAUAUCCUACAUAGAGCCUAGCUAAAGGAAUGGUGUCUUUUUUGACAGUUUCGAGUUAAAUCACUUUCACGCACCAUGAAUUUACUACCAUCCAACCCCCACGGAAAUGGACUUCUUUAUGCUGGAUUCAACCAAGAUCAUGGAUGCUUUGCAUGUGGGAUGGAAAAUGGCUUCAGGGUGUACAACACAGAUCCUCUUAAAGAAAAAGAAAAGCAAGAGUUUCUUGAGGGUGGAGUCGGGCAUGUCGAGAUGCUCUUUCGAUGCAACUACCUUGCUCUUGUCGGAGGAGGCAAGAAACCCAAGUACCCACCUAAUAAAGUUAUGAUCUGGGAUGACCUUAAGAAAAAGACAGUGAUUGAGAUCGAGUUUUCCACAGAAGUCAAAGCUGUUAAGCUACGAAGAGACAGAAUUGUGGUGGUCCUGGAUUCAAUGAUCAAAGUCUUCACUUUUACACACAACCCUCACCAGCUGCAUGUCUUUGAAACAUGCUACAACCCUAAAGGUUUGUGUGUUCUGUGUCCAAACAGCAACAACUCAUUGCUCGCAUUUCCCGGCACCCACUCUGGACAUGUGCAGAUAGUAGACCUAGCCAACACAGAGAGGCCUCCGGUGGACAUUCCUGCCCACGAGGGAGCUCUGUGUUGUAUUGCCCUCAACCUCCAGGGCACACGGAUAGCCACAGCUUCAGAAAAGGGAACUCUAAUCAGAAUAUUUGACACAUCUGCGGGUCAUCUGAUUCAGGAGCUAAGACGAGGUUCGCAGACUGCAAACAUAUAUUGCAUUAACUUCAACCAGGAUGCGUCUCUCAUCUGUGUGUCGAGUGACCAUGGGACUGUCCACAUAUUUGCUGCAGAAGAUCCCAAAAGGAACAAACAAUCAAGUUUGGCCUCAGCCAGUUUCCUCCCGAAGUAUUUCAGCUCCAAGUGGAGUUUCUCAAAGUUCCAGGUCCCAUCUGGCUCACCCUGUGUCUGUGCCUUUGGAACGGAGCCCAAUGCAGUCAUAGCCAUUUGUGCUGAUGGCAGCUAUUACAAGUUCCUGUUCAACCAAAAAGGGGAGUGUUCCAGGGAUGUAUAUGCCCAGUUCUUGGAAAUGACUGAUGAGAAGAUCUGAACACAGACUGUACUUGGAUUCAGUUGAUUUUGCUUUUUCAUUUCCUGACAUUUUUGAAUUUUGAAGAAUGUCAGAGGAAUAACUAUAUGUGGCAUUCCUGACUAAGUGACUCCCGGGUGCAGGAAGACUAAGAGAUCUGUAAUCUCAAUAGUCAGUUUUUAAAGAACUCAAAUGAAACUUUGACCACUGAAGAGAUGGAUGAAUAAACUGACUGCAGUCAUUCAGUGGAGUGCGAAGAGGGAAACUAUUUUUGAACGACAACACUUGCUUUUUAAAAGGUCUUCCAUGAGAACUGCUGUUUUAUAAGCAUAGAGUUGGCUAGAAGAAUAUUUGUCCACUAACUAUCCUACUAUAGUGAGUGCCUCUGUCAUUACUGAAGAGGAAGGAUGAGUGUAUGCUUAUUCAUCAGUCACAAUAUGUAUGUGCAUAAUAAUGGUAGCAUUAGGUUUUGUUUUACCUGUUGUAUAAAUACAAAAUGCCAGGCACAUGUAACUGCAACAAUAUAGUACAGCAGAACAACAUUUACAAUGUAGAUAUGGUGUUUUUUUUUUCUUUUUCAUUCUUUGUUACUUACAUGUAUGUGCAAUUUUCAUUUUUUUUUUUUUUUAUCAAGUGUUGAGUUGAUCUGUCACAACAAAUUAGUAUUUGCUUAUGGCAUUUUAAUAGUAUGUGCAUAGCCAUGUGUGUUCCAUAAAUGGAUAACAGAGUACAGUCUUUUUCAUAAUUAGUCUAGACAGACAGAGAUCCUAUAAAAUCAGAAUUUGAUCAGAUAUUUUGCAUCGCUAAAAAGAAAAAAUCAGGGGUGGUUUGAGAUUUCAGAAAUGAUUGGCAUAUCAUUACAGAUUUGGAAAGGUGGUAUUAAUUUCAGUUAGCUAGAGAGAAUUUAAGAAAUCACCUCUCCUCCAUUUUUUGCGCUACCAAUGUGACAGGAAACAUAUUACCAAAGUGCCCAAUAGUAAAACCUAUACGCUUGAACUGUAUUCAUUCAUUUUUUUCCCCCCAAACCUUGUUGAUUAGAAACUUAUUUCAAGCUUUUGUCGUGAUUGUAAAUGUACACGUGAUUACACAUAAUGCAGCAAUUGACCAUGCUGUAGUUGUACGCUAUGACUGAGUUACGCAGGGAUACAUAGAUCACAGUGUAUCAUGUAACAAAUUAAACACGUUGUAAAACAGGGAGUGGUAAUUGGUUGAUCUGUGCGUGUGCUGAUUGGCUAGUUGCAGUGUUUGCCACGCCCACCAAUGAAGUCACAUAUUUACUAACACCAGUAGCUUCUAGUGCAAAGAACCUUACUGACUAUAUAAUUAUACUGAAAUGUCUUUAUUAUUAUUAUUAUUAUUAUUAUUAUUAGGAUGAUGUGUUAAAUGAUUCGAGUCACUUUUCUAUAACAAACUUGAGGAUCUGAUUAAAAAAAAGACUGGAGGUGGCAUAUGAUAAUGUUUUCCAUAACAUUCUCUGAAAUAAUAUGGUUAAUAACGAUGUAGAAAAAUGUCUUUUCUAACCAAAACAGCCUGGAAUCUGAUGAGUAUAUGUUUUCUAGAUAUUUAAUUACUAAACCAUUACCCCA
Hemibagrus wyckioides is the source of this 2911-nucleotide messenger RNA. RefSeq names its product WD repeat domain 45B (gene wdr45b). Gene Ontology annotation, biological process: protein lipidation; nucleophagy; autophagy of mitochondrion. Gene Ontology annotation, molecular function: protein binding; phosphatidylinositol-3,5-bisphosphate binding; phosphatidylinositol-3-phosphate binding. The transcript is spliced from 10 exons. The coding region runs from base 312 to 1346 and encodes 344 amino acids. The record is from RefSeq and is a predicted model, not a curated record. Lineage: Eukaryota; Metazoa; Chordata; Actinopteri; Siluriformes; Bagridae. Gene Ontology annotation, cellular component: extrinsic component of membrane; phagophore assembly site membrane; cytosol.